Nelumbo nucifera (sacred lotus) is the source of this 1727-nucleotide messenger RNA. It is a transcript of the gene FAS2, whose product is annotated as Transducin/WD40 repeat-like superfamily protein. Gene Ontology annotation, cellular component: nucleus; CAF-1 complex. Gene Ontology annotation, biological process: nucleosome assembly; DNA replication-dependent chromatin assembly. Gene Ontology annotation, molecular function: protein binding. NCBI's taxonomy places the organism in Eukaryota, Viridiplantae, Streptophyta, Magnoliopsida, Proteales, Nelumbonaceae. The record is from RefSeq and is a predicted model, not a curated record.
AUCAACAAUUUGGCAUCUGGGCAUUUCUUUUCCCGCCAAGAUCAGGGCGCCAAAAUCCUCCUCCUUUGUUCUCCUCCCUCCGGUCCUUCUUUUUCCUCGGAAACCCUAAUUUCUUUGAUCUGCAAAUCCUACAGAGAUGAAGGGAGGGACCGUUCAGAUUAAUUGGCAUGAUACCAAACCUGUUCUAACCCUAGAUUUCCAUCCCCAGUCCGGAAUUCUCGCAACCGGAGGCGCUGACUAUGAUAUCAAGCUUUGGCAAGUGACUUCAGAGCAGGAACAGAAGAAAGCUCCAACAGCUUCCUAUCAAAAUAGCCUUUCUUACCAUACCUCAGCUGUAAAUGUUCUCCGAUUCUCUCCAUCUGGAGAACAACUUGCAUCUGGGUCUGAUGGAGGUGAGUUGAUGAUAUGGAAAUUACACUCCACUGAAGCUGGUCAAACAUGGAAAAUGUACAAGACUUUAUCAUUUCACCGCAAGGAUGUCCUGGACCUGCAGUGGUCUACUGAUGGUGCAUUCCUAAUUUCUGGGUCUGUUGAUAAUUCCUGCAUCAUAUGGGAUACAAAUAAAGGUUCUGUUCAUCAAAUUUUGGAUGCUCAUUUGCAUUAUGUUCAAGGUGUUGCUUGGGAUCCAUUGGGCCACUAUGCUGCUUCACUUAGUUCAGACAGAACCUGUCGGAUUUAUAUGAAUAAGCCUCAGAAUAAAACAAAAGCCUUUGACAAGAUGAAUUUCGUUUGUCAGCAUGUAAUUGCCAAAGCAGAACAGCAACUUCCAGAUGAUUCCAAGUUGACCAAAAACCAUCUAUUUCAUGAUGAGACAUUACCAUCUUUCUUCCGACGAUUGGCCUGGUCGCCUGAUGGAUCUUUUCUACUGGUACCAGCAGGAUCUUACAAAUUCACACCUACAUCAGACUCGGUAAAUACUGCCUAUAUAUUUUCAAGGAAGGAUCUUUCAAGGCCUGCUCUACAACUCCCUGGUGCCAGCAAACCUAUUGUGGCAGUAAGAUUUUGCCCUGUUGUUUUUCGCCUGCGGGGGUCCAACUCAGCUGGGUUCUUCAAGCUUCCAUAUCGAUUGAUUUUUGCGGUGGCCACUUUAAACUCUCUAUACAUCUAUGAUACAGAGAGUGUUCCUCCAAUAGCAAUAUUGGCUGGCCUUCACUAUGCAGCCAUAACAGAUAUUGCAUGGUCUUCUAAUGCCAAAUAUCUAGCAUUGUCCUCUCAAGAUGGUUAUUGUACCCUUAUAGAAUUUGAAAACGAUGAAUUGGGAAUUCCAGUUCUACCAGAUUCUUUGAACAACAGUGUCUCCAAAUCUAUCCCUGAAGCUAAGAAUGACAUAGAAGAAAACAAGAAACCCAUGGCUCAGAAGUUAGAGAAUACCAUGAACACCACAACAGCCCAUGAUUUUGUGGCCACAGUUGGAAGAAAAACAGAUACAGAAGAAAAUGCUGGAAAACAAGCCUCACCAAACUCUACGAGUAUAUCUGCAUCAAAUAAGCCUGCAAAAAGGCGUAUCACUCCCAUGGCAAUUGAUUAGUUGUACUGUAGCUUUCAACAAUGUAUUUUUUGUGUUAAUUCAUAUUCCAUAGCUUAAUCUGCAUGAGAUCAGUUCUCGUGGUUUUUAUGCUAAUGUGAAUCAUUAUGUAAUUCUGUAAAUGUUUGCGAAAACAAAAGAAAUACUACUUGACAUGGAUAUUUAGAAAUUGCAAUAUAGAGUUCGUCUGUUUAUUGAUCCA